This is a messenger RNA of Thrips palmi, 3673 nucleotides long. RefSeq names its product rab3 GTPase-activating protein catalytic subunit (gene Rab3GAP1). Lineage: Eukaryota; Metazoa; Arthropoda; Insecta; Thysanoptera; Thripidae. The record is from RefSeq and is a predicted model, not a curated record. Gene Ontology annotation, molecular function: GTPase activator activity. Gene Ontology annotation, biological process: positive regulation of GTPase activity.
UCCGUUGUAAACAAGCUAGCAGACCAUAAAAGCAACAGACAACAGCUGUCAAACCCCGAUCUGGGGACGAAAUUUAGUGAAAAAUGAACUUGGAAGUCGAUGACCCCGAUGUCUACCACCAGGAUUUUACUACAGCAUCGGCUUGGGAGGAGUUCGUUGAUCGUAUUGAGAAAAUAGUUGUCGACUGGAAGUUAAACCAACCGAAAACAAGACUGCCUCUCAAGAAGGGCGAUCUCGAUGGCGAAUGGACCACAAAGACGGAAGAAAUUCAUUUCGAAGGCGAGAAAUUUUCCUUAACAUCAUGGAGCUUGAAGGACACCUCGAUCAUUUCAAGCGAAGAGCCUGAACCGGAUAAUCCGUCAGCGAAUGUUCCUCAACUUCAGUGCCUGGUGGACAUGAUGUCAACAUCCGGAGAUUUCGUAACUGUUGCUAGCUGUCCCAGAAUUGCUCAAUUCUAUGGUAUCAGAGACUUUCUUUUGCUAAAAAGUGAUGUCAGGAAUAUAACGUCAGAAACUCAAGCAAAAAUACUUCUUAGCUCUCUUACAAUGGCCCUCCAUGCUACAGGAUGUGAAAUCCCUGCGUUUGUUCAAAUCCUUGAACUAUGGCAGCACUUCUAUCUUGGCUCCUGCCUUGGCAAAGAGCUGAGUGCGGAUUAUGAAAUGGUUCACCUUGAACGCACCCCUCAACACUGUAAAUACCUCACAGGUUUGCUUGAUACUUUUAAAUCUAAAAUUAGCAGAGGUCAGCAGCCACCCCCCAUCAAUAUUGCAGUUCGUCUGACUUACACUUUAAGAAUGCUUAGUCCUUGGAAAACUUCCAUCCCUACUGAUUUAGCUACUUCUGUGUCAAUGGUUCCGUUUGGUACAGGCUCCGAUCCUAUAAGCAAAUUGCAUCUCCUAGCAACAUGGCCUCAGCUCAAUGAUCAAAUGGUCGUCGAUAGCCAAAGCUAUUCUGAUUUGGAACCAAUGCAGGCUCAUUUGUGGUCGAUGCAAAUCGAACUUGCAAAAAAUGCAAAAGGUCCUCAACUAUCCCAAUUACUUGCGAGUCUUUGCAAAAUGUCUUCAGAGCCUUUGGCUCCCUUCAUUGUAGAUUGUCCCCGAAAUCCCAAGUUUGGCAAUUCCUUAGACGCUCUCACAGAGUCCAAAGUACCAACUUUUUCAAAGGUUCUUGACAAAGUAAUCACUGGGAACCCUUCAGUCAUAAAUAGACAAAGGAACAAACAGGGAGCCAUUCCUGAAUCAAGCCUGAAAGAUAUUCUGUACUACCUCUUCCCAGAUGCUGUCACAGAUCCGUCCACAACAGUGCCUUAUCCAUACCCAUCAUUUGAGACAGGCAAACUUUCAAGUCCAUCUAAAGAGAACCAACGCAAUCAUAUUGUCAAGUCUGCGCCUCCUGACAGUCUGGUGUGGCGCUUGGCUCUGCUUCUUCCUCUCAUGUACAACAGCAGUCGCUCCACUCCUGGUGCAGCUCAUGUGUGGUACGAGUUCACCGAAGAGAUGCGCUACCGGUGGGAGAAGGCCAUUCCAAUUCCUGCAGAUGCUGAACGUGUGCAUCGAGAAGAAGAAGCUGCGCGCCAGCCUCGCCGUCGGCAAAGGUUCGGCCGCCGUUUCAGUGGACUCCGAAGGCGAGGACGACGACCAGUUCUUCGACUGCGACACGUCGGGCCCGUCGGGCGCGGCCGCCGAGGACGCCGAGAUGGAGGACGCGCAGGACACGGCCGACGGCAAGCGCUCGCUGUGGGACCAGCCCGAGGGCCGCAAGGCCAAGCACCCCACGCUGCGCCUGCUCAAGACCGGCGAGCCGCUCUACAUCCCGCUCACGCAGGACCUGGUGCCCAAGUCGGAGGACGAGGUGGAGCACGAGACGGCGGCGGCCCACCUGUCGCAGGCGCACGCCUACUCGUGCACCGUCACGCUGUCGGACAUGGAGUCCUUCAAGGCGGCCAACCCCGACGCGGCGCUGGAGGACUUCGUGCGGUGGUACUCGCCGCGCGACUGGGUGGAGCUCCCGGACGCCCCGCUGGACGAGUGGGGGCAGGUGCAGGGCGAGCUGAGCGAGCGCAUGCGGCUGGACGACAACAUGUGGCAGAACCUGUGGUCCGUGGCGCAGCCCGUGCCCGCCCUGCGGCAGCGACGCCUGUUCGACGAGACGAGGUCCGCGGAGAGCGUGCUGGCGUGGCUGGAGGGGCUGUCCGCGCUCGACCUGGCGCUCGCCCUGCUGCCCGUCACGGCGCACGCCUGCGCCACGCGCGUGCUGCAGGAGGUGCACGCCGACGACCUGCUGCGCCGCCUGCCGGGGCCGCCCGCCGCCGCGGAGACCCUCGCGCGCCACGUCGCCGCCGCCACCAGGGAGCCCCUCCAGACCGCCCCGCUCGGCAACGUGCUGCCCGCCGGCGCCGCCAAGACCGCCGCCAAGACGGCCGCCAAGGAGACCGUCAAGCUGUACGAGAGGCUGGUGUCCGAAGUCGAGGCCGUGGAGACGCAGGUGUGCACCGCGCGCUCGCUGCGGUCCAAGCUGUGCCCCGGGCUGUUCGAGGCCCAGUCCGAGGCCGAGGCCGCCGUCAGUGACAGCCAGAAGGAGAUGGUGGACUUCUUGUCCGCGCUGCUCGAGCUCAAGGAGGUCCUCGUUCCGGGCGGCGCCCGCGGCCGCAUCGGCAGCAACGUGCGGGGCAUGUUCGCGGAGGCGCAGAAGAUGGCGCAGAUGCUCCCCGACGCGGCGACCGGCCGCCCCGAGUGGAGCGCCGCCUCACCGGACUUGCCUGCUUCCGGGCCGUCCGGGGCCUCGGCCUCGACGGCGUCCUUCCCGCCCGCCGACGUCAAGGAGGUCGUGAUGCGCGUGGUGACGCCGCGGCCCAGCGCCGCCUCCAAGCCGUGCCCGCAGCGCAUCUACGCCAUGCACCGCAAGGAUGAGUUCAGGCUGGCGGGCUGCUUCGCCAGGGACGCCACCUUCUACUGAGAGCGUCCCCGCGGCCUCGGAGGCCUUGGGGCAGCGACUGUGAUGCAACAUGGAACUUUUCUGUAAUUACUGCCCUACUCUGCAUUUUAAUCAAUAUUCUAUCAGCAUUCCUGAGAUCGUCUGGGAUGGGUUUCUCCAUUUGUAUACCUCUUCUUAGUGUCGAUUUAUUGUGUCUCUAUCUCUCUCUGAUCUCUGACGAAUUUCGUUGCAUCCCUGUAGAUGCUCGCUCUCAGCAUUUUGGUUUCCGAAUGGCAACCGUGUUUCAGAGGGAGGAGGGCAGUGAUGUCUCCCAAUUUAGGGUUCAAUACCCAUGUGACAAUAUUAUUGAAGUUGUGUAAAUGGUUUUUUUUUAAAUCUCUCACUCAUGUGAUGAAAAUUAAGGAUUGUAUGACGUGUUUGUAGUUUAGCGGAAGAAUAUUUGCGUUAUUGUAUUGUUACAUUUUUUUUAUUACGGACUUUUUAUCUCUAUUCUUCGUGAUGCAAGGGGUUUGUGUUUCAACUUAUUAGGAAGCAGUGAUUUGAGUUCUUAAAUUUAAUCGGGCGGGUACGGUCUUGCUACAGGUGAUCCUCUCGAUUAAAUUACGUUUCGUUGAUCGAAAUUUGCUCCUGCUUCUUGCAAACUUGUUAUGUCUUACCUGUUUAACUACUUGGACUAUUUAUUUGUCAUAAACUCAUUUAUUGUGAAAUAAUAAAAAAAGGAAUGUUUUGUUUAAAAAUC